Molecule: messenger RNA, 3025 nt
Organism: Nothoprocta perdicaria
Lineage: Eukaryota; Metazoa; Chordata; Aves; Tinamiformes; Tinamidae
Product: prosaposin
Exons: 15
Coding region: 2-1564 (520 amino acids)
Biological process (GO): sphingolipid metabolic process
Cellular component (GO): lysosome
Source: RefSeq, a predicted model, not a curated record
GAUGGCGCGGCGGCUGCUCGCCCUGCUCGCGCUCCCCGCGCUCCUCGCGGCCGCUGCGGCGAGCCCGCUGGCGUGGCAGAAGGACUGCGCGCAGGGCCCCGAGGUGUGGUGCCGGAGCCUGCGCGCGGCGGCGCGCUGCGGCGCCCUCAAGCACUGCCAGCAGACCGUGUGGAGCAAGCCCUCCGUGAACAGUAUCCCCUGCGACUUGUGCAAGGAGCUGGUGACAGUGGCUGGCAAGGUUUUGAAGGACAAUGGCACGGAGGAUGAGAUCCGCUCUUACUUGGAGAAGACGUGUGAGUUUCUUCCUGACCAGAGCCUGGUCUCUGAAUGCAAAGAAAUUGUGGAUUCCUACCUGCCCGUCAUCAUGGAUAUGAUCAAGGAAGAGCUGGACAAACCCGAGGUAGUUUGCAGCGCCCUGUCGUUGUGCCAGUCCCUUCAGAAGCACCUCGCAGCCAUGAAGCUUCAGAAGCAGCUCCAGUCCAAUAAGAUACCAGAGCUGGACUUCUCCGAACUGGCCUCUCCCUUCAUGGCUAACGUGCCUCUUCUCCUGUACCCUCAGGACAAACCCAAGCAGGAGUCCAAGGGCACUGGCGAUGUGUGCAGAGACUGCAUCCAGCUCGUUACGGACCUGCAGGAGGCCGUGAGGACCAACGCCUCCUUUGUGAAGUCCUUGGUGGCCCACGCCAAGGACGAGUGCGACCGCCUGGGACCUGGCAUGUCUGACAUGUGCAAGAGCUACAUCUCUGAGUAUUCAGACUUGGCCAUCCAAAUGAUGAUGCACAUGAAGGAUCAGCAACCGAAGGACAUUUGUGCCAUGGUUGGGUUCUGUCCUUCCCUGAAAUCCGUUCCUCUUCAGAAGCUGGUGCCAGCUCAAGUGGUUCAAGAGGUGAAAAUGGAGACUGUGGAGAAGACAGCAGCUCAGGAGAAGGCUCUUUCUGUGUGCGAAAUAUGUGAGACGGUGGUGAAGGAAGUGACUGGCCUGCUGGAGAGCAACAAGACAGAGGAGGAGAUCGUGCACGAGAUGGAGGUGGUCUGCUACCUGUUCCCGGCGAGCGUCAGGGACCAGUGCAAGGACUUCAUAGACGUCUACGGGCAGGCCGUGAUCGACAUGCUUCUGGAGGCCACCAACCCCGAAGCKGUGUGUGUUCUGCUCAAGUGCUGCGCCAGCAGCAAGCCGCCCCAGCCAGCUGUAGUGAAACCUGCGGGUGGCUUCUGUGAYGUCUGCAAGAUGGUGGUGGCUUAUGCAGACAAGGAGCUGGAGAAGAAUGCCACAACGGCGGAGAUCGAGGCUUUGCUGGAGAAAGUCUGUCACUUCCUUCCAGAGUCCGUGAGCGACCAGUGCGUUCAGUUUGUGGAGCAAUACGAGCCCGUGGUGGUGCAACUGCUGGCGCAGAUGAUGGAUCCCACUUUUGUCUGCACGAAACUUGGCGUCUGUGCAGCAGCUAAAGAGCCUCUGCUGGGGGAUGAUGCCUGUGUCUGGGGCCCGGGCUACUGGUGCAAGAACAUGGAGACGGCUGCUCAGUGCAAUGCCGUGGAUCACUGCAAACGUCACGUGUGGAACUAAAAGCAGCUUUUCCAGUUCUCAAAGUGCCCCCGGUGGCGCCCGCGGCCUCGCUAACCAUUUGACCCUCGAGUCCCUUUGUUGUAACUUUGCUGUAGCAGCGCCGCUGUCGGAGGAGCGGAUCCUCGUCGUUCACUUGACAGAUAUUUCCGACUGUACAGUUUAACUCAUUAUGCUCCUAAAAAUAGUCAGUGUUGUAGAUUUGAAUUGGUAGGCUGAAGUGUUUUUAGGCGCAGAGGAGGUGAAAUGAGACGAGGAUGUUUUAAUUAAAAAGGAAAGAACGAGACAGUGAUGAAACUUUCAAGCGUCUUUCUGUAGCUGGAAGAUUUCAAGCUUUGCAUUUCUAACAUCUGCCUGGAAUAUUAACUUGCUGUGGUAACUGUAGGGGAACCCUGAGGGGUAAAACGUUGCGUCCCUGACUCCCUCUGGCUGGAAUUCUCAAAGCUUCCCAAAUGUAGCGGGGGGCUCUGCAACUUUCAAAGCAGCUGGUGCACAAAGUGCACUGGCCUUGGAGUCGCUUGAGGAACCCCUUGGUCAGCAUUUGGAUCAUGAUUCUUUCUUCCUUGGACCCCUGGGGUGAAAUAUGGAUGUUUCCCAGUUGGGCCUGACUGGGAUUUUUGGGGACAUGUUGGGAACUGCUCCAUUUUGUCCUCAGUCCUUCCUGGCCUUGCAGCUUUCUAUGUGCAGGAUGGAGAGGAAGGGCUGGUUGGAAGAUCAAGGGGGAGAAGAAGGCCCUGGGGGCUGUGCACAUGGCCAACGAGCUCGGUGAGAAGGCAGCGCGCGUGGGAAACGGCCUCAGCACCGCGUGCCCUUCCUCCCCUUGCUUUGCUCUUCUGCCCCAGGCUGUUCCAGCUGCGGAGGGGCUGGGGGCCUUGCUGAGCUGCCCUCCAAACUGGCGCCUGGCCUUCCCAACAACCCCCCGGGUGACUCUUCCAGGAAAUCCCAGGUUUUGCAGACCCCGCAAGGUGCUGUCUCGGGUGGCUGAGCACACCUUGAUGUCCACGUGCUGCUGAGCGUAGAAGAAGCCCAGCCACAGAGGAUGGGCUCCCCUGAGACCCAGCCAGCCCUGGGCUUGGAGGGCAGCAGGAASCCUGUUUUCCAUGGCUUCCCGUGGUGGUUGAGUCCUCACCACACCGGGAAGCGUGCAGUUCUGAACAAGUUAACCCCCCAAUGCAGRUCCCAGAACAACUCUGCAAAGACCCUGCGCAGAGGUGGAGCUUUGGCAAUUCCAGCCCCUUGGGAAAGGUGCCAGCACCUGCUUGGGUGGUGUCGGGGGGGAGGCCGGGGGAGCUCUAGGGAUAGCACGUUAGGAACAAGCAAACUAAUCUUCCUGAGUUUCACUGAAAACCACUCGACUGCAGCUUUUUUUGUACAUACUAAAUGCCUGGGCAGCGUUGCCAGAUCCUGGGCUGUCUUUUUUGUUUGUGUCUGUGCGAGGCAAGAAAACAAGGGCCCUGAAGACGA